CUACCCGUGAACUCACCACGUCAUGUCACUAUUGUUACUAUAGAAACCUAGUAUAGCCCAGGACAGCUAACGUUUGCUAGCUGAUCGCAGUAUUGGGUCAUGUAGUUUGUUUUUUAGUUUUUUUUUUUAAUUAUUACAAAAGAUGGAGGAUCGCUUCGCCCUUCUUGCUGAGUGGUAUGACCCCACUGCCGCUCUCCUGCGGCGCUACCAACUGUUCUACUACCCUAAAGAUGGCUCAGUGGAAAUGUUUGACGUAAAGAACCAGCGAAUAUUUUUGAGAAGGACCAAAUAUGACAAAAUCCAUCAAGAGGACUUAUUUGUUGGGAAUCGAGUGAAUGUGUUCUCUCGGCAGCUAAAUCUGAUUGAGUAUGGGGAUCAGUUCACAGCAAACAAACUUGGCAGCAAAAAAGAAAGAACUCUCGCCUUGAUAAAGCCAGAUGUAGUGACGAAGAUCGGUGACGUCCUUGAAUUGAUCUACUCCUCCAACCUGAUUGUGACCAAAGCCAAAAUGACAAAUCUUACCAGCAGCCAAGUGGGAGACCUCUAUGUGGAACAUCAGACGAAGCCUUUCUUCACUAACCUGGUACAGUUUGUGUCCUCGGGCCCUGUGGUUGCCAUGGAGCUGAUGGGUGAUGAGGCCAUGUCUAUCUGGAGGAGGCUCCUGGGACCUGCAGACCCUGCUGUGGCGCGGAGGGAAGCACCGCAGAGUGUCCGUGCCCAGUUUGGAACAGAUGGCAUCAAAAAUGUUGGGCAUGGCUCUGACUCACUUGCUGCAGCAGCAAGAGAGCUUGAAUUUUUUUUCCCUACCACAGUUGGCUACGGUCCCUCCAACACAGCCAUCUAUACAGACUGUACAUGUUGCAUCAUUAAACCUCAUGCCAUAUCAGAAGGUCUGACUGGGAAGAUCCUCAACUCCAUAUCUGCAGCGGGAUUUGAAAUCUCGGCUCUUCAGAUGUUCAAUGUGGAUCGGGCAAAUGCAGAAGAAUUCUACGAAGUUUACAAAGGUGUUGUUACAGAGUAUCCCAGUAUGGUGACUGAGCUGUGUUCUGGACCCUGCAUGGUCCUUGAGAUCCAUGGCGCUGACACACCAAAGACCUUCAGGGAAUUCUGUGGACCCGCUGAUCCAGAAAUCGCACGGCAUCUUCGUCCGACCACGCUGCGCGCCCUUUAUGGCAAAGACAAAGUGAAAAACGCAGUCCACUGCACAGACCUCCCAGAAGACGGUGUCCUGGAGGUGGGUGACACGUGCACAUUGUACUCUCCAUGUACUGCAGCCGACACCCACAUUGUUUCAUCUGUGUAGCUCCUCUCAUCCUGCAAAUGGGUUUUAUCAUUGUCUCUCGCUCCAUGCAUAAAUAAGUACCUUAGCCAAGAACAAAGCCCCCUCGAGUCCGUGAAGCCACGUCCUUAGACCAGUCUCAUGACUCCGCUCUGUGGGCCGGGGCAACCUUAGAUCACACUGGUUUUGAGGAGAACAAGAAUGGCAGAGGAAUUUGAAACAAAGCCAUUGUUUUGCAGGGAGUGGGUCUGACCCAUCGAGCGUCAUUGUUCAGGAAAACUCCUGAU
Messenger RNA from Amphiprion ocellaris (clown anemonefish), 1566 nucleotides. It is a transcript of the gene nme7, whose product is annotated as NME/NM23 family member 7. Lineage: Eukaryota; Metazoa; Chordata; Actinopteri; Pomacentridae. The record is from RefSeq and is a predicted model, not a curated record. Gene Ontology annotation, biological process: CTP biosynthetic process; GTP biosynthetic process; UTP biosynthetic process. The coding region runs from base 143 to 1303 and encodes 386 amino acids. Gene Ontology annotation, cellular component: centrosome. The transcript is spliced from 11 exons. Gene Ontology annotation, molecular function: ATP binding; nucleoside diphosphate kinase activity.